CUGGCCGUGGCAGUGUGUUGGGUUGAAGUGUACUGCGGGAGGAGGAAGAUGGAAGUUGUGCGGACUUAGUGCGGGUUCCGGAGUUUCUUGUGGGUUUUAUCGGUGUGGAGGGUGAGAGCGUACACAGCAACCAUGGAGCAGCCGGCGCCGAAGAGCAAACUUAAAAAGCUGAGUGAAGACAGCUUGACGAAACAGCCAGAAGAGGUCUUUGAUGUUUUGGAAAAGCUUGGCGAAGGCUCAUAUGGAAGCGUGUUUAAAGCCAUUCACAAAGAGUCAGGCCAGGUCGUCGCAAUCAAGCAAGUUCCUGUGGAAUCAGACCUUCAAGAAAUUAUUAAGGAAAUCUCUAUUAUGCAGCAAUGUGACAGCCACUAUGUAGUCAAGUACUAUGGCAGCUAUUUUAAAAAUACGGACCUGUGGAUAGUUAUGGAAUAUUGUGGAGCUGGCUCUGUCUCAGACAUUAUAAGACUGCGGAAUAAAACGUUAACAGAAGAUGAAAUUGCUACAAUACUUAAAUCUACACUGAAAGGGCUUGAAUACUUACAUUUCAUGAGGAAGAUCCACAGAGAUAUAAAGGCAGGAAAUAUCCUGCUGAACACAGAAGGUCAUGCCAAGCUGGCUGAUUUCGGAGUGGCUGGACAGCUAACGGACACAAUGGCAAAACGCAAUACAGUAAUAGGAACCCCAUUUUGGAUGGCUCCUGAAGUGAUACAAGAGAUUGGGUAUAACUGUGUGGCUGAUAUCUGGUCACUGGGAAUUACGUCUAUAGAAAUGGCUGAAGGAAAGCCUCCAUAUGCAGACAUACAUCCAAUGAGGGCAAUAUUUAUGAUUCCCACAAAUCCACCACCUACUUUCAGGAAACCUGAGCUGGGGUCAGAUGAAUUCACGGAUUUUGUUAAGAAGUGUCUGGUGAAGAACCCAGAACAAAGAGCCACAGCCACACAGCUCCUGCAGCACACGUUCAUAAAAAAUGCGAAACCUGUGUCGAUUCUGAGAGACCUCAUCACUGAAGCUAUGGAAAUCAAGGCGAAAAGGCAUGAGGAACAGCAGAGGGAACUGGAAGAGGAAGAUGAAAAUUCAGAAGAGGACGAGUUGGACUCUCACACAAUGGUCAAGACCAGUUCUGAGAGUGCGGGAACUAUGAGAGCGGCUAGCACAAUGAGCGAAGGAGCUCAGACCAUGAUUGAACAUAAUAGCACCAUGCUGGAAUCAGAUUUGGGGACCAUGGUUAUAAACAGUGAUGAGGAAGAGGAAGAGGAAGAAGAGGACGGCACGAUGAAGAGAAAUGCAACUUCUCCUCAAGUGCCGCGGCCUUCAUUUAUGGAUUACUUCGAUAAACAAGACUCCAAAAAUAAGCCUCAUGAGAACCACAACCAGAAUGUCCAUGACCAGUUCCAUAUAUCCAAGAAUGUGUUUCCCGACAACUGGAAGGUUCCUCCAGAUGGCGACUUUGACUUUCUUAAAAAUCUGAGUUUUGAGGAGCUGCAGAUGAGGCUGAAAGCUUUGGACCCAAUGAUGGAACGGGAAAUUGAGGAACUGCGGCAGAGGUACACAGCAAAGAGGCAACCCAUCCUGGACGCUAUGGACGCCAAAAAGCGCAGGCAGCAGAACUUCUGACAGGGGCUGUUCCUGUUCACAAUAACCUUAUACACACGGACUUGAGUGCUUUUUAGGAACUCCUGAAUUCAAACCUGUGGUCACCUCACACAAAUGCUUUUCCCAGCAGAACCAUGAAAAUGUGUUUUAUCUCUGCACAGGCAUUAACAAUGUUCUCUUGCUCUCGACUUGAGCGGUCUGUAAAGCAGGGCUACAAGUAGUAUCUUAAGUCCUACACAUCACCCUUUGUGCACACUUUUCCCUUUGUUUUCAUCUUAUCAUUUACCUGUUUUGGUUGCUUAUAUAGUGGAGCCCUGUCUGUGCAUGUUCUGUUGUUACAGGUGAAUCAAACUCUCAGAUUCAGAAGAGGAAGAACUCUUACAAGCAAACCACCUGUGUCUGUAUGUGGAGAUAACAGCCAGCAUAAUCUUUUACUAUUUCAUAUCAAUAUUUCAGGGAAGUGUUUGCACCUUGGUAAAUAUUAAUUUGCCUUAAAGUUACAACUUAUCUAUUUAUUUCUUUGUGUUACAUCUGAGUGUGGCUUACAUUAGGGACCAAACUAUGUUCCAUGCUUA
Molecule: messenger RNA, 2168 nt
Organism: Nanorana parkeri
Lineage: Eukaryota; Metazoa; Chordata; Amphibia; Anura; Dicroglossidae
Gene: STK3
Product: serine/threonine kinase 3
Exons: 11
Coding region: 133-1614 (493 amino acids)
Biological process (GO): protein phosphorylation; intracellular signal transduction; protein tetramerization
Cellular component (GO): cytoplasm
Molecular function (GO): protein serine/threonine kinase activity; ATP binding
Source: RefSeq, a predicted model, not a curated record